AUGCAUGGUGUUCAAUUUUGCAAAUUUAUUGAAAGUCACUUACGUGUUCAAUUGGUUGAACAAAUUGAAAAAAAAGUUGAUAUUAUUGAAUAUCUUCAUAUUAGACCUCUAAAAUUGUUGGAUUCUGAGAAAUGCCCAAAAGAGCUUGAAGGGAAAUUAAAAGGAUAUGAGGAUUGGCUUUGUACCUAUUGGAUAGUUGGAAUAGAGAUUAAACAAAUUACACUUGAAAAAGAUAAACCUGUCAACUUCAAAGAGUUAAAUUUAAAGAUAAAAACGAUGAAGGCGAAAUUAGCUAAAACCUAUGAAAAUGAAGUUGGACAACUUGGCAUACCUAUACAAUUAGAUAUGAAUUUUGGAAUAAGAUUCAUGGAAAAAGAAAAUUUGAAAAAAUGGUGUGAAGAAAAUUUGGAAGCUGGGAACAAAUGCUAGAAGAUUAAAAUGUUGAUAUUUAAGCAAAUUUUUGAGUUUUAAAAUAUUUUUAUGAAAAGGUUCCGUUUUUUUGAGAAUUAUUAGCGAGUUUUUAUACGAGGUCCGACUAUAACGUAAAUGCUGA
Meloidogyne enterolobii is the source of this 553-nucleotide messenger RNA. Lineage: Eukaryota; Metazoa; Nematoda; Chromadorea; Rhabditida; Meloidogynidae. The record is from the annotation of a GenBank genome assembly.